Molecule: messenger RNA, 3403 nt
Organism: Scylla paramamosain (green mud crab)
Lineage: Eukaryota; Metazoa; Arthropoda; Malacostraca; Decapoda; Portunidae
Exons: 3
Coding region: 654-1463 (269 amino acids)
Source: RefSeq, a predicted model, not a curated record
GGAAGAUUUUCAUUAACAGUUCUUGUCUCUUGAUUAAUUUCGCGCUUAUUAAUGUAUUUCGGGUAGACCUAAAGAUGAGAAAAUAUGACGCGGUGAAAACGUUUAUAUACUGCCAUUCCCUCGUAGCUCAUUCAUUCAGCACUGAUUUGUCAAAGAAAUCUUGUCGAGGGAAAUCAUCUGAGUACAAAGGAACAUACAAGAGAAACCUUGGUACAGGCACCACUGUUGAGAGGCAGUGCUAUGCUGCUACAAGGGUGCUAUGCCAGGCAGGGUCUCUCAUGUCUCGUGUGAGAACUUCAUUAUCCCUAUCAAGCAAAGUGCCACGCUACACAAUUUACGUUCCACAAAGAAAACACGGUAAUCAUAACAUAAUACAGGGCGAUCCAAACGUCAAGACACGUCGGUAAUAUAGUUUUUGUUUGUUUUUCUUUUGCAGAAUGAGUAUGAAUAAAAAAAUGGUACUAUUCAGUUAAUGCGAGGAGUGAUCACACAGGCAGACAUUGAAUAAAAAUAUGAAAAAAAGAUACCUUUUCCUUGUGUCCAGUCUUUUGGCUCCAUCUCCCUCUCACCACACUUGUCUCAGCGCUGUGAGCUGAGCCGUCUCCUCCACUACAAUAACAAUAGGCAAGAUAAGGACAAGAAAGACAGAAGAAAUGGGGAUGAGGAAGUUAAUUUUUGUAGAAAAAGGAUCGCGGAAGGAUCGAGCAACACCUGAAGCACUUCAAGGAAACACAAUUCCGAGAAAGGUUGAAAAAGCAGAUUCAGAAGGAAUAUCGUGGGUCAACCAUGCUCUGGAUUUUGUUGGUGCAGAUUUGGAGAGAUGCAAACAGGCACACCAUCAACCAACACAAAUGGAAAAUGCACAAAGAAAUCUACAGGAGUUACAGAGUAACCUGCUGAUAGAACUUGAGAUUCUAGUGGGUAGUAGAAGAGCAGAGAAACUCUACCGAAACCAUGUGUGCCGCAAACACUUCCUGAUGGUGUAUGGGGAGGGAGAGAAGGAGAAAAGACUGGUAGACAAGUUGAAGAGAUGCCUGAGAAAUGAAGGAGAGGAGGUGGAAGGUCCGUGGAGCAUUUUUUAUGGACAAGAUAUAACAAAUGGUUGGCAGAGACUAUCAAAUAAUGCAAAGGCAGUGGUGGUACUGAUGUCUCCUACACUCUUUCAAGAUAAUCGACUGUGCAGAUAUUUAUCGGAGAUGUGGCAUUCUCACCAAGACACUAUUAUGCCACUCUUCCUAGAGCCACUGACUCCCCACAACUUGCCUUCAAGCUUGGCUUUUCUUCGACAAACAAAUGGCAGAAAAGUGUCAGAGAAUGACUGGAAUCCACACUCAUUCAUCACAUCCCUGCUACAGCAAUGCAGUCGUCUUAGAUGCUUUUGCAUGGAAAUAUCAUCUCUGGAAGCCCUUGUGAGUGAGCUCCAGGACAAUCCUGAUUAUGUGUGUCCUUGUGGUACAUGUUAAGGUCAUUCUGUCUCCAUCCUCUUUGGCACUGUGGUGUUUGUACUCUUCCUUUUCCUUGUACAUAUUUGUGAUACUGUACCUAAUCUGUAGCACUAAACAUGGGCAGACAGACUCCAUUUCUAGAACAUUCAUGGUUGUUGAUUGAGAAGAUUUAAAGAUUAACCUUUUUUUCCCUUAAUGAUAAUUUUAGUAGAGAUGCAUAUUAGGCUUUCUUAAUGUAUACAUCUAGCAAGUGAAAGUAUUAUAACGUAGAACUGGAGCAGCAGUACUCGUUCAAUACAGCCUACUAGCUCACGAGGAAUACUUCACUGGGGUGUGUAAGAGGCCUUAUUUUGUACACAGAUAAAUAAAUAUAAGUGUUAAUACCGUACAUGUGCAAGACUCACAAUAAAUAAAUGAAUAAAAUAAAUAAAAAAAUUAGACCCAAGAGCAUAUUGAUCAGCCAUGGCUAAUAUUAAGAUUAUAUAUACACAUUUAUUUGUUGGUAUGCAAUGGCAAGGUAUACUUUCACUCACUCAUUUGUGCAUUAGCAUGUUUGUGAAAAUUUUUUUUUUAGGUUCUGAACUUCUGAAUAAUUGUUAUAGUGUAUUUUGUAACAAUACACAUGUGCAUGUACAUGCAUGGAGCAGGGUUGGCUGUGAUAACAUGUCUAUUCACAGAUGACAAUGUUGCUUGCAGAGAGAAAGGGAACUUCAGAGUGGAGAAUCAGCUUUAAAGUGUGUGCAUGAGAUGGAAGGUGAAGGUGAACACAUGGAAAGAUAUGGUGAUAAUUUUUUGAAAGGAAGGAAAUGGAGGUACAAGAGUGUGUGGUGGGCAACUGAAUGAUCUGAGUGAGGCAUGUGGAGUGACAAGAUGGCAGGGGGGAAAGCCAUGAAACAUACGCAAGAAGUAUUGUGUGAGCACCUGUGUUAAUGGACAGUGUGGAGUGGUGAAAUGGGUGAAAGAAAAGAGACUGACUGAAAUGGUCUGGCCAUAAUGAAGGCAUGACAGGUGCAGAGUUUGUAAAAAGAAGUAUGUAAGUGAAAUAAGGAGAGGAAUUAUAUCAGGACACCUGGGAAAUUUGUUCACAAAGACACCUCCAAAAAUUAUAUUUAAGGAAAGAAAAGAAAAAAAAAUUCAUUGUUAAAUAUUAAUUCAUAUAUUGAUCUUCAAAAUAAACUUUUACUGCCAGUCAUGUCAAUAUCACUGUCUCUACCUUGCCACAAAUGCCUGCUUGAAAUGUGUAAUACUCUAAAAAAGACACUGCAGUAUUGUGCACAAAGGAAAAACAAACAGGCAAGUGUAUUUUUCCUCUUGAAUGUGGCCCAUCAAAUGUAUGCAUGCAACUCUGAACCACACACAAACACACACACACACACACACACGCACACACAUGCACAGCUUUCAACAUAUACCCUCAAACUGUAAAGUAUCUCAGUAAAUGCUGUUUCAAAUCUGUUCUGAAAGGAAUAAAUAUACUAAAUGUUCUCUUCCUUACUUUGCUCAGUGUCAUCCUAAAACACUUGCUGAAAUCUUGAAAUAAAAGACAUAGUGGUCCUCUGCCAACAGCAGGAUAUAUUUUAGCAAACCAAGAGUAGUUAUCUUGGUCAAUGAAUGAUACAUACCUAUGUAUGUUACUGUGUAUUGUUUUCCAGACUAGGGAUGCAACUAUGAAUUAUCAUAUUGAAGCUUCUUUCAUUCACCCUUGAUCACAGCUGUGCUCAGAAUGUACCCAUAUAUAUCUAGGGAGAUCUCAGUGCUACACUUUUGCUGGUGAGCACACAUUACAAGCAACUGUACCACAACAAGCGGACAGCUGAAAAUGUUCCUUGUGGUGUAUCGUUUCCCACUUUUUUGUCUUUAAUGAAAACAAAACUUAACAAGUGUUAGUUAUUUAACAGUAUUAGUUAUUUUAGAAAAUGUGCAUUGAAAUUAUGAAUAAAUGUUAUCCUAGAACCUGA